Molecule: messenger RNA, 1275 nt
Organism: Colletotrichum phormii
Lineage: Eukaryota; Fungi; Ascomycota; Sordariomycetes; Glomerellales; Glomerellaceae
Exons: 1
Coding region: 474-1223 (249 amino acids)
Source: RefSeq, a predicted model, not a curated record
CGCUCACAGUUCUCCGCACAGGCCUCAUGGGCUUUUACAGUACAUCGGUGUGCUCAUGGGUCCAGCCGUUCUUGUUGAGAUGUCUGCCAAGAGUAAAUCUCUUGUGCUACUAUCUUCUGCUAUUCAAGCCUAUCUCAAUGAAGGCAGUUCAGAUAUGUCUGUCUUCUCUAUGGAGUACAUUGACACUGCUCUGAAGGAGUUUCGGCGCGAAAUCGUGGUCCACUACGACGUCAUGCCAGCUGCCACAGCCUGCUCUGGCGUAUUACUCUGUGAUCUCCAAGGAAGUCGCUCCGGCGAUAACCAACUAAUUCCGGCGGACCCUAGGAUCCAUCACAUGGUGCCUAUUGAAUGAAGAUAUCCAGACAUGGCAUAGAUCUUUCAGCUAAUCGAAGGGAUAUCAACAGUUCCUUCAAGCUCAGCCAUGUACACCGGUCAUUGGCCUACUCGCCGAGACCUUUCAUUUGAAUACUUCCAUGGCAUAUCUUAAACCCAAUCCCGAGCAUGACCUCUCAGUGCGACAUGCCUUGGAGUUCAUCGGCCUCAUGGACAUGCCCUGCCUCGUACUGGGGAGACAAUGCCCCUCCAUGGGUAUUUGGCGACGUUUUCGAAAAGUUCAAGACUCCUGGAAGGGCGGAAGGGUUGGGGAUUUGGAGGUCGUCACCGGUGUACCACAAUCGCUCCUCGACAUCUUCUCCGACACACCUUUCGAGACAGCUGAAGUUUCCAUCAGUCGUUUUUGGGGAUGGCCAGGUGAAAUGGGUGAAUAUGUUCAGUGCUUGUUGUGGGAUUGCUGGCGGUUUGCCGGACUGCUUCACAUCCGCAGACGCGAACAACGCAGAAACGCCGCGCGAAAAGAUGCCCAAUUCGUCGGCGACGAUCAGCAGGACGCGUCACCGAGUUCAGAAAUUGUCUUGUAUCGUCUGAUAUCAGGACUUCACCUCUCUGAUGUGGCGUGCCAGCUGCCUGAGAACCAGCAUCUAUUGUGCCGAAAUGGCAUCGUAUUCCCUCUGAUAACGGCAUGCCUCGAGACCAGGCUCCUCAAGCGACAUCCUGACUGGAAGCAAACCGUGGAUGAAGUACGCGCGGCUGCCGAGAAGAGAUAUCUCUUCCAACUAGCGAAAGCUACUUGGGAGGUUCUUGACGAGGCUUGGAAGGAUGAGACAAUGGAAUUUGAUGUGGAUGCAGCAAUUGCACGGAAAGGCCAGGAAGUGUCAUUAUUGUAAAUUAUUAGGGUUCCUUUGAGCAUUCUGGAGCGUAUUUAUUGCAACAUGAUCU